Molecule: messenger RNA, 2798 nt
Organism: Sphaeramia orbicularis (orbiculate cardinalfish)
Lineage: Eukaryota; Metazoa; Chordata; Actinopteri; Kurtiformes; Apogonidae
Product: receptor-type tyrosine-protein phosphatase V-like
Exons: 11
Coding region: 273-1400 (375 amino acids)
Biological process (GO): protein dephosphorylation
Molecular function (GO): protein tyrosine phosphatase activity
Source: RefSeq, a predicted model, not a curated record
UGAAUACCUGAGGUUGUCACAUAAUGACAUCCCUCCCUGAAUUUUAAUAUUCCUCUCUCCUCCCACAGUCUCCACCCAUUACACUUCUUCCUGUAAGAAACACACACUCACACACAAACUAUUAAAACAGGUAUUUUUGAGGAUAAGUUCCAGACUCUGUUUUCAACCUAUGACAAACUAAAAACCUCCAGUUGGAUAUCUUCUAAAAAGAGAGGUCAACAUCCUGAAAGCUUCAUGUGGAGUGUUGAAGUACGAGAUCAUCAAGACAAAACAUGAGGGUCCAAACGUUCUCAAGAGCUCAGAUCCUGCAGGACUUUACUUUUCAAUGUCAGGCACUUGCUGCUAAUGACAACAGAGGCUUUAAGCAGGAGUUUGAGGAGUUGAGUGACGUUGGCAAAGACCUCUCAACCAGAGCAGGAAACACAGAGGUGAACAGAGGAAAGAACAGAUACCCCUACAUUUUGCCAUAUGACCACUGUAGGGUGAGGCUGUCAGUUCAAUACUCUGAUCCAUAUUCUGACUACAUCAACGCAAGUUUUGUCCCUGGUGGAGGAUCAGAAAGAGAUUUCAUCUGCACCCAGGGUCCUUUGCACCAUACUAUGGCUGACUUCUGGAGGAUGGUGUGGGAGCAAAACGUCAGAAUAAUUGUCAUGGUGACAGCUCUGAGACACAAGGACAUAGUGUUUUGUGAAAACUAUUGGCCUCUUGAACGUGGGACAGUUUAUCAUGGACUGAUUCAAGUGACGACAAUGAAGCGUAAACAAAGUUCAGAUUACUUUAUCACCACCAUUCACCUCAGACAGAGAGACUGUCCAACAGAGAGGAUAAUCACACACUUCUACUACCCGUCAUGGCCGGACCAGGGAGUCCCUAAAGACCCAUUCUCACUGAGUGCUUUCACUGAGCAUGUGCGCCAGCAUUUGGACACACUUCCACGCCUGGGCCCGGCUGUGGUGCACUGCAGUGCAGGUAUUGGGCGCUCUGGGACAUUUGUCACAUUAUUGUGGCUGAUGCAGCUCUGUGCCAGAGGAAUCCGACCUGAUAUCAGGGCAGCUGUGGAGGACAUGCGGUUACAUCGAAUGUGGAUGGUUCAGACGCUGCAGCAGUAUGUGUUUGUUCAUCAGUGUCUUCUCCACUGGCUUAGUAGAGGAACAGGAGGAACCGCAGCAUGCAGCCCACAGCUUCAGGGUGCCACUUUGAACGUUAACUACAUCCAGGAUCGACCCCACAGCUCCUCGGGAAGGGGAGGCCGAGGGAGGAGGAAACAUCACCAUCACAGACAAAAAACUCCAUCAGACCAACAACAGAGUACAGCACAGCAUGUUUUACAUCCUGGCAACCUACUGAGGAGGCUGCUGCCAUCCUCAACUCUGUUCAGUUCAGGUUCACACACUUCCUGAACACACACAUGCAGCAACACAAAGCUUUGGUGAUCAGCUAAGCUUUUGUUAGGUAAACAAUUUACCUGAGAAAAUGCUGUUGGCCCUGAGGUGGAAUAGAAAACUACUGAAAUAUCGUGUUAAAAGGCCCAGCAGGCAGAAAACCAGCCUGACAACAUGCAGAUGAAUGCCAAAGAAAGCACAGACACAGCAGAAUGAAGUUAGCUGGAAGGAAAUUAAAAGAGAUUACCUGCCAUUCAGGUCAAACCUGUUCUGCAUCACUACAGGAUUUGUGACAAUAAAUGCAUGCUGAAGGUGUGUGCAAGGCCAGGUCUACUUAACAAAAAGCAAGCAAAACACCAAAAAACCUCUAUGCAGCUAAACUGUGUAUUUUAUAUUCAAACUGGAAAAUUUCCAGUGCAAAUAAGUACAAUGCUUUUCUACAUUUGUUUGCCUCCACUUGCUAAUAAAGUGACAUUGUGAGAUGACUUUUAUUUCUCUUUUUGAAAAAUCUUUGUGCAUCACUUAUAUGACACAAUGCAGGCUAUCGUUACUUUAAGGAUGCAUGUGUAGAAUCAAUACGAGACUUGCUAGAAAGGCAGACACAUGGUAUUAGUGGCUGUACAAAAAAGGUCAUGUUUCAAAAACACACAGGCACUGCCAUUCUCCUUAGAUGACUGAAACCCAUUACAGUACAUGAAGGAGCUAUGAGUAUUAUACAUUAUAGAACAUUAAGGGUUAACCCACUUUUUAGUCUUUCAUCGUCAUGUAAUAAACAUGUAUGAUACAACAGAUCCCUCCUUGGGUAAGUUUUGGGGUUGGUGAUACACUGAAGACAAAGGAGGAUCCAGCAGCAGUCCGCAUUCUUUGCCCUCUCUCCACCAGGUCUCCACCUUGUGGCAGGUGUUUGUAGCUGCAGGUCAAGUGGUGACGCUGUAUUGCAUUGAAGUCCAGAGUAAAGUCCUGAUGAGAUUCGAUGCUGCUUUGCUGGAGGCACUGCAGCCCAAACAGCAUACACUAAGCAAGUCAUCUCCAGAGUUUAGUGUUUUCACAUGUGAAUUCAGCCCGAAACUGAUACAAGUGAAACACAAGGAACAGAGAAUUUCCCACAACAUGAGCGCUCAGCCUCUAUCUGGCUACUUAAUGCAGUCUGGAUACCGUUAAGGUAUUUACUGCAAGACAAAACAGCAACCAAGGCAGGUAAGGGAACAUAGAGGGAUGAAUAUGAAAAGCAGCAUAGCGCAGGCCAACCCCAGAGAAAAUAUAUAUGAAAUAUAUUACACAUUAAAACAUAACAGUAAAGAAAAUGAACAAGUGUUUCAGACUAUUGGUAGGAGAACCAAUAUCUAAAAUAACAUUUAAAUUAGAGUUCGGGUCCAAUAAAAAGUUUAGACACUACAUCCUUUGGCCAAACAAAAA